Messenger RNA from Salvelinus fontinalis (brook trout), 10124 nucleotides. RefSeq names its product disks large-associated protein 2-like. The coding region runs from base 824 to 4087 and encodes 1087 amino acids. The transcript has 13 exons. Gene Ontology annotation, biological process: signaling. The record is from RefSeq and is a predicted model, not a curated record. NCBI's taxonomy places the organism in Eukaryota, Metazoa, Chordata, Actinopteri, Salmoniformes, Salmonidae. Gene Ontology annotation, molecular function: molecular adaptor activity. Gene Ontology annotation, cellular component: glutamatergic synapse; postsynaptic specialization.
GUUCAACUGAAUCCAAGAAAUGUGUCUGAUGUCAGUGAUGUUAAUAUUCACACGAGACGAGAAAAAACACUCGAUCUCAGUCAGCUGAAGCAGUGAUGUAAUCAGAGGAGGAGGAGGUUGGCGCUUUUGGGCUUUACAAUUUAUUGCCAGGAGUAUCAGACACAUGACGGACAUCUAGUGAGAGGAGAGAGGGGCAACGCAAAGGACGGAAAAGGAGAAUAAGGAUCAAAUGAAAUAGAGAUAAACAUAAGACAUACUGUGAAUCUCUAGAGUCUAGAGAUAUAGGUAAAAGAAAAAGGGGUGGGGGGGUAUGUGGAGAUAUAGAACUGCAGAGUCCUGAAUCCAUUCAACAGGAAUUUCGUAGCCGUGUUUUUCUGUGUACUGGUAGAGCCUGUGGAACAGGCAGCGUGCGCCUCUGUCUCUCACGCUGCUGCAGUGGAGUACACGCAGAGCCCAGCACUGCUCUUGGUGAUACACAGCACAGUACAGCAGACUGGUCCUCCUGCCUCCUCUCCUCUUCACCCUAUUCCUCUGAGGGCUUGGAUAAAAAAAAGAAACGGAAGGAAGGAAGAGUGGGAUCUUUUUUUUUUUUUUUUUUUUUUUACCCAGCGGAGCAGACUCUUUCUCAGAUCAGAUUAGAAACAGCACUGUCUGUGUCUCUGUACGACUGUGCUGUGCUUUCCUGUCAUCGAGUGAAAAAGCGACAUAUGUGCUCCGAUGUCUCCACAAUAUAGGCACGCUGCAAGACCAGCAGUAUUCCCCUUGGUCCCCGUCUUGACACUUCGAUGAAGACAGACGCCUCCCUGUCCCCCCAGCCAGGAACAUGAAGGGCUUAUCGGGUGGCCGCUCCCAGCACCAGAUCCCCUCGCCCCAUGGGCUAGACCAGUUUGACCAUCCUCAAGACUUCCAUGGCAUGGGCCACCAUGGCGGAGCCUCUGAGUCGCGCCACUCUUCCUACCUGCUCAGCCCCACCGAGAGCUGCCCAAUGGACUACCACCACCGCUACUCACCGCGCAGCUCCAUCCACUCUGACUGCAUGAUGAUGUCCCCCGUCAUCAUGGCACCCUCGUCGGGUGUUGGUGGCGGCGCCCCCAUUGACCACAUCUCCAGCAGCACCUUCCCCAGAAUGCACUACAGCUCACAGUACUAUGACUCGGCCACGCGGGACGACUGCGCCGCCAUCACCGCCUCCGCCACCUCCCAUGCUGCUGCUGCCCCCACCGCUUCAGCUUUGCAGUACCAGGGCAGCGGCAAGAGCAACCGCAUCCCAGCAAACCUGCUUGACCAGUUUGAGAAGCAGCUGCCUCUGCACCGUGACGGCUUCCACACACUGCAGUACCAGAGGACGUCCACCACCACCACCACGGAGCAACGCAGCGAGAGCCCCGGACGCAUCCGCCACCUUGUCCACUCCGUCCAGAAGCUCUUCACCAAGUCCCACUCUCUGGAGGGCUCGUCCAAGAUGAAUGGAACCAAAGGUGACGGUGGAGGAGGGGGACACCACGGCGGCUCCCAACACAGCCACCAUGGAGGCUCCAAGCAUGGCAGCAAGCGAAGUAAGAGCAAAGAGCGCAAGACGCACCGCUCGGGGGGAGCGGGUGGCUUCUGGAGUUCCGACGACAACCUGGACAGCGACAGCACCUAUCGCACGCCCAGCGUCAUGAGCCGUCACCAUGGCGACCAUGCCCAUGCCGCCCACUGCUACCCGGACUCCAUGCACCACAGUCACUUUGGGGACCUGUCCCUCAAGACCUCCAAGAGCAACAACGAUGUUAAGUGCGCAGCAUGUGAGAGCAUGGCCAUGACUCCGGAGGGGAAGUUUAUGAAGAGGAGCUCCUGGUCCACGCUGACCGUCAGCCAGGCCAAGGAGGCCUACAGGAAGUCUUCCCUCAACCUCGAGAAACCCAUGAUGCACACAGACCUCAAGCCCUCGCUACGGGCCUGUCACUACCUACAGGUGCCUCAGGAUGAGUGGAGUGGAUACCCAGAGGAUGGGGACCAGGACGAGGAGAUCCCGUGUCGGCGGAUGCGCAGCAGCAGCUACGUCAAAGCCAUGGGAGAAGAAGACAACGACUCUGGUGGCGAAUCUGAUGGCAGCCCCAAGACCUCACCCCAGAAGGCCAUCCGACCCGACGCCCUCGUCCUCAAAUCAGCUAUGCAGAGACCCCACAUAGAACCCCAAAGCCAGAGCUACCACUUGCAAACCACCCGAGACAUGAUGCGGCCCCAUCCCAGUGUCACCCUGGACCCAGCCACCAACUACCCCCAACACCAUAUACCCCUCGGCCCUCAGUUCCGAUCCCGGAACCAGAGCUACAUGCGCGCGGUUAGCACCCUCAGUCAGGCAAGCUGCGUCAGCCAGGUGAGUGAGACUGAGGUCAAUGGCCAGUUUGAGUCAGUUUGCGAGUCCGUUUUUAGCGAAGUAGAAUCCCAGGCCGUGGAGGCCUUGGACCUGCCUGGCUCGUUCCGCACUCGAAGCCACAGUUACCUGCGUGCGAUUCAGGCUGGGUAUUCCCAAGACGACGACUGCUUGCCUUCAAUGACAUCCUCCACUGUCACUUCAACUCUCAGAUCCACAACAGGAACCCGUAGCUUAGCUGGGGGGCGUAGAGCGUACGGUAGGUCUGGUAUCCAGUUUCGCCUCCCUUCUUCCUGCAGUGUGGACCGAGCCAAUCCACAUCCAGAACCUCUCCCUGUUUGCUCUCCAACGGUGACGCACACGCCUAGCUAUAAGGCAAAGACGCCCCCGCCGGUGCCACCUCGUGCCACCUCCAAGCCCCUCAUCUCGGUGACGGCCCAGAGCAGCACAGAUUCCACCCAGGAUGCCUACCACGAGGGAAGGCACCCGCGGGGGAGUAUCCUGUGGGCGCCGGACGGUCUGGGCGGCUCGGGUCGAACCCUCUACAACUCUACCGACAGCCUGGACAGCGCCAAGGCGGUGACGUUGGCCAUGGAGACGGCGGCGGGCAAGCGGCACGCCUCCACGGGCAGCCACAGCUCCGUGCAGACGUGUGACAAGGCGGUGCUCGUGUCCAAGGCUGAGGAAUACCUCAAAACACCACGCUCUUCCAUAGGGAUUCAGGUGGAGACGGCGACAGACUCCGAGUCGGAGAGCAAAGGGCUUCCUCAGUACCAUUCUGUGGGCACCCAGGUGGAGGAUGACAAACGACAUGGCAGGUUCAAGCGCUCCAACAGCGUGACGACGGCCGUACAAGCUGACAUGGAACUAGAGGGCUUCCCCACCAUGGAGGACAAGGGCCUGCAGUUCGGAGGGGGCUUGGGCUUCCGCGGGGGCCACUCGGAGCCUAGCACGCCCACCCAGUACGGGGCUGUCCGCACCGUCCGCACCCAGGGGCUCUUCAGCUACCGGGAGGACUACCAGCGCUCCUCCAGCGGACCGCCCAGCCCGCAGCCCGAGUCGUGGCUGACAGAGCCCUCUCUGGAGGGGGUAGAGACGGGCAGGGUGUCCCCUCUCCGCAGGGACGGCAGCUGGUUCAUGCAGCUCCUCCAUAAUGAAACUAAGAGGAUGGAGGGAUGGUGUAAAGACAUGGAGAGGGAGGCGGAAGAGCAUGACCUGUCGGAGGAGAGUGAGUUUCUGACGCUGCAGCAUAGAGUCCUAGGGAAAAUCCGAAGUGCCGUGGGCAGCGCACAGCUCCUCAUGUCUCAAAAAUUCCAGCAGUUCUACUGGCUGUGUCAGCAGAACCUGGACCCCAGCGCCAUGCCCCGCCCCACCUCUCAGGACCUGGCCGGAUUCUGGGACCUGCUGCAGCUCUCCAUCGACGACGUCACUGCCAAGUUUGACGAGCUGCAGGAAAUCAAGAGCAACGAGUGGAGGCCCGUGGAGAGCCCCGAGAAGAAGACGCCAUUACAGGAGAGGAAAUGGCCUCCCCCGCUGCCAAAGAGGCCUCCGAAGGGGCGUGGCGGCGUGAUGCGGGAGCGCUCUCUGGACCUGCAGGACCGCCAGCGUCAGGAGGCCCGGCGCCGCCUCAUGGCAGCUAAGCGGGCGGCUUCUUUCAGACAGAACUCAGCCACAGAGCGGGCGGACAGCAUCGAGAUCUACAUCCCCGAGGCCCAGACCCGCCUUUGAGGUCCAAGCAAUUACCCCUCUAGCCUGACCCCGACCCCAGCUCUGACCCCUUCCGGCCCCCAUACCCCAGAUCCAGCUAGUGGGUGUCACCCAGACUCCUUCCUCCCUCUUUCUUGUCGUCUGUGUCUCUCACUGUCACUUCUCACUGUUUCUCUCCAUCUAUUGCCCUUCUUCUGAUGUCCUCUCCCCUUUAAGACGGAGGUAAUGUUCACCACCCCUCCACCCCAUUAUAAUGAGCUGCUACUACACCCUCCCCUUUAACCGAACUGAUCCACCAUCACGAUUAUAUUUGGCUAAUUACAGGUAAAAUUAUUAUUUUCUAUACUGUAACAAAUUCUCUUGUUGGAAAUGUAUUCAUCCCCCCCAAGAGCUUUCGCAUUGCCAUCAUGUAUUAUGAGCCUCUGGGUAAAGUAAGGGUAAUAUCAGUAUUUUCCCACCGUGUUCAAAAGGAAUCACAAAGUGCAACUUUUCUAUGGAGAAUCUCACCAGCAUCAGUGGUCUUGGGCUAAAUCACCCUGUGCGGAGAGUACUACUCCCCAGUGGUAGCACAGAGGUGGUGAUGACUCACUGUCAAGAUAGAAGUCUGGAAAUCUCUCCCCCAUGGUUGUGGGUUGUCAGUCAAAGUGGGGGGAAUAUGUAAUGUGAUUGAUCAACACCUGCUAUUGAAAUACCUCAGACUUGCAGUGGGCACUCUAGGGUAAAAACCAUAGACAUAGAAUUCAAAUCUAUUUCUAUGGGGUCUAUUCUAUUUCUAUGGUAGAGACCAAGGAGUAGUCAUCACAUCUGAUAUGGUCGCACAGCAUCCUGGAAAUAGUAGUUCCGUUGUUAUUCUCGGGACGUACUCACACCACUUUUUACCAGGCUUGCUGCUGCAGCCACUGCCUAACAUUGCUGAGACAUGGGAUGCGAAAAAGACAUGCAGUAGUACCCCAGCUAGCACAUUUAGUUCCUUGGAAGUUGUGGGACAGAAGUUUUUGGUUUCCAAUUGAUUCUGGGAACAAAGCCAUAAGUUUCCUGAUCGGUAAAACUGAACGUUUUUAAAACGUUCUGGGAAUGUACAUUUUUAGGUUGCACGGAGGUUCUGAGAACCUUUUACUAUGGUUGCCUAAAAGUUUUCCUGGGAGGUUUUAUUAACGUUCUGAGAACUGAAAUUAUAGGUUAUUUGAAGGUGAUCAAAUAACGUUCUGAAAACAUUCUCUAAAUGUUGUGAAUGUUUUGAACUAAAUAUAAAGGUUAUUUUGAGGUUUUUGAAUCAUAUAAAACUUUCACUGAACGUUUCAAUAAGACUGCUAGCUUAGGUUAACUGUUUUGAACUCCAAGCAGAGAUAGGACACAUGGAAAUUAAUAAUGCAAACACAUUUGUCUUUUAUUUUGGCACAGCGUCAGUGAGAUUCAAACCUAUGAUCUUCUGUUCUCUCUCCAUGGAAUUGGUUCACUGCGACAGCAGGAUGGAGCUACAGUAGCAUGCCAUGUUUUUUAAACUCAUACAAAGAUGUUAAUUUUAUUAUAUUCCAACAGACCCCAUUUCAAAGGAAACUCGUUAAGACCAGGGCGCCCAAUUAUUGGGCACAGCCAAUACACCUGAACACACUUAAGUAGAAAGAGGAUAGAGAGAGUUUUGUUGACACAGAAUGGAUGUAUAUGAUUUUAAAUAACAUUAUUAGAAUGUUCUUUGAACGCUACAAAUGUUUUCUUGUGGUUCUUAUGUAACAUUGUCUUAAUGUUCUUAAAACAAUGACUUUAAAUAGAACCAAGAGGAAACCUGCAGAAAACUUUACACUAAAGUACUGAAAUUCCAACAGAAUAACGUUGUUUCUUAACGUUCUCAGAACUAUUUCAUAAUAUUCCCAAUGUCAAACCAGUUGAAGAACAUUCCUAUAACAUUACACAUUUUUUUGUUAAAUGUAACCAUGUUUGAACUUUUAGGAAACAUUCUGUUAAAGUAAUGAAAUAACAAGAAAAUAAAGUGUUUUUGUCAAGUUCUUUAAAAGUGUUGAGAAUGUUCCAAAGGCAAGCAACUAUCCUGCAUUAUUCCCAGAAAGUUGGGGGAAGGUUGUAUGCAAAAUAACCACGGGACAACCACCCGCUCACCAAGCUCUAAGAAACUUAUGGUUCUCAGAAUGUUAUGUGCUAGCUGGGACAGUACCUUAGGGCUGCAUUUAUGCAUUUUCAGUUACAAUAACGGCUUUGUUGUAAGGUUGAAACAUGGUUAUGAUAUGGGUUGUACAGUGCAUUUAUUCGUCUGAUCCAUGUUUCCAUUGCAACACUAUUGUAAAACACUUAAAGGGAAAAAAUGUUUCAAAUUUCGUGAAAAAAAAGUUGACUAUGAUAUAAUGCAUUUUUGCACCUUAUAUAUACUAUUCAUGUUUGUAUUUCCAAGGGAAAUGUAGUAAAUGACACUCACAUGAUAUUGUUGCAGUUGAAUUGCAAGGACAAAAAUGGAACAUUCGCUAUUGAAUAUGUCUAUGAUGCUGUUCUAUACACCACAUCAAUCUGCACCUUGAAUUUUGUGUUUAGCCCCUGAUGUCCAGUACUAUUGUAAUGAUAAUAAUGCUGAUAAAUAAUGUAAUCUAUCACAUAUAUACCCAAUGACCAACAUCACAAACUACAUUGAACCUGAUUUGUCUCAUAGUGGACGCUGUGAAAGAAUGACUAUCUAUGGGGUGGAAAGAGCAGUCCCCCAACAGACAGAUAACUUAUACCUAUUAGAGACCAUAUCACACACAUUCUAUUCCAUCCGGCACACAACAAUCAAGUAUUUUUCUCCACACUACGAAAGUAGUAUUGUGUGGGACAGACAGGUGCAAAUGUCACUUUAACACUAUCCAGUUACUAGUAAAUGGUGUUGCUUUUUACCUGAAAUGGUUGUCCUUUACCCAGUCCUAUGUGCACGCGCACGCACACACACACACACACACUCAAGGACUUUUUAAUAACAGAGAUUUACUAAAAUGGUGCCCAUAGCAUCUGUAAUUAAAGAUGGUGGCUAUUGACUUGCGGGGGGGGAAAAAACUAUUUGCAAAGCGUCUAUUUGCAUUGUUCAUGUUUGCUUCAAAGUUGUUUAUUGAAGAGGCAGAGGAAAUACGUACGAUGAGGUAUUUCUACUCCCUAUCUUGCCAUGAGCUAAGAGGGUUGCUGUAAUAGUAGCCGUAGUCAAAGGUCUAGGGAGUUCUAGUGAGAGAGAGAGAGAGAGCAAGGCAUUUACAUUUUUAUGACGUUACUCCAUUGCUUUUGGCGGUGCUUGGAGCUUAUUGCACCACACUUGGAGCUUAUUGUUUCAAUAUACUGUAUAUUUCCUUCAAAAAAUGAAACUGUACUUAUACUAGAUGACAUGAUCUACUGGCAUUUGUGUUGUACUGCGUGUCAUUGGUAUAGUAUAUCCAUUUACCCAUAUGAACAAUAGAUUGGAUUUUUUAGUGUAAUUCAUUUAUUCCCAUAUACUUGUUAUGUUAGGGUUGUAAGCUUCUAGCACCAGUGGUCGACUAGGAAUUUUCAAUAGAAUGUGAUGCAAAAACAGGGUGAGCUGUUAUCUGUCCACAAAGCAUAGAUUAAGACAACAAUUUGAAUUGCGACCUUUUGAAAGGGCAACACACAGUAAGCCACAGUUCAGUUGGUCAGAUACGCUGCCAGAUAUUUUGCUAAAAAGGGUGGAAAGUAGUUGAAUAAACUGGGACUUUCCUCAUUCCUCUGUAGCUUCUGGUAAACCACUCAGUGUCUCCAAUUUCAUUUCCUGACGUCAGUCUCUCUCUGCUGUGAACCUCAACGUACCAGACGGCCUUAAACACAUGGAAAGCAAAAUCAUUUAUGAAUGUAGAGUCACUAACGAUGCAACAACAAAAAAGGUCACAGGAGAUGUGUAGGUGCUGUGUAAAAGCAAACAGUACAGUAUUGUGAUUCUAUGUGGACAUAAAAUCCAUGUCUGGUCUUAGUGAGGUAACAGCAGAAAGUGAGAGACAUUGAUAGCUUGGUGAAGAGAUUUAAAAAUAUAUAUAUAACCAGUCAGAGGUUCCCAUUAGAUUAAAGUAUGAUCAUUGGACAAUAGAAAUGACAUCACUUUCACACCCGUGGUGGUCUCAUCUCAUCUCAACCACAGGGUCAACAACUAGUGACGUACUAGUAACUAUUCACUACAGUUACCAAUUUGCACACUGAUACAUAACACCAAAUUCAGAUUAUAUUAAACAUGAUAGAUUGGCCAAGGCAAAUAGUUCAUGGAUCUUCAUGCUCUUCUGUCCUCUUUAUCAUUUCCUAGUCUUUAGUUAUUCAUAUUGUGUGAUAUUAUAAUGUAUAGCCCUCUAAAUUAGGUGCAUAAAUUGAGACAGCAAUUUUUUGUCUUCGUAGAAAGUGAAUUGCCCUUUCUCAAUCUCAAACAUACUCUAUUAUCAUAUUUGUCCCGUACCGUGUACUUUUCCAUGAUCUAAGGAGGGGUUUGCAAGUUUGGCAACUACGUACGAUGGGAAAAAAAUCCUUUUGUGCCUUAAAAUCAGACUUACAAGAAUCUAUGAAUGACUGUCUUAGUUUGAGGUCUUUGGUUGGAAUACGAUGCCAUGCAGAGUGCUUGGCCAUCUCUGGUUGUGUUGAUUGAGUUGCAAUGUCACCUCAAAGGGCUGUUAGGGAGAAAGCUAGCUUGGUUUUUUCAUCCAAAUGCCUUGAUAUUAGUAGUUUGGAUUAGCAUUUGAUCAUUUUGAAUGUUAUACUGUUGUAUGACUGCAGCACAAGUUGAUAAUUGACGAGGAUGAGAUGAUGUGAAAAUUGAAUUGAUACAUUUUGUGUGAUUGUUUUAACUAUGCUUUUGGUAAGAUCUGUCAUUGUUGGCAUCCAUUCAUUCUCACAGGUAGAGAUUGUUCCCGUUAAUCAGGGGGGGAAACAUGUUACCUUUGGUGUAGUCCGCAGGUUUGGUGAUUCAUAUUUAUUGGUACAUGCCCCAAGUUUACGUGAUGUCACCGGUAUGCAAGUGUCUUCGUGAUUGGUACACGCUGUAUAUCAUUUAUCAUCAUGAAAUCUUGUAUGUUGAUGGUCUUUGAUUUAUUUUGACCAACAGAAAAAGCAGCAUAGACAUUUUUAUCAGAAUCAAACGGAACCUAUGUAACAGGAGCGAACAUAGCUUAUGUGUGUGCGUGUGUUUGCAUUUGUGUGUGCCCUGCGUGUGUGUGUGUGUGAGUGUGUGUGGCUCGGAGGGGGAUGGCAGAGAAAAAUAACAUCCCAGGGAGUAUUUUCCUCACUAUGAUAUCAUAACCUCGUCCCAGUUCUCAAUGCUUUAUGGCUCAUUAUCGUUACCACCAACUAGAGACUGACUAAACUUGACCUGCUAAAAAGUGCAAUAGUGUUUCAUACAACAGGCAGGCACACAUACAGCUAUUUACCUCAUGGUUUGAGAGUCAGUUACAGUGACAACACACGGCCACCAGAGCACUUUGUCAUGCCUGUGUCCUAUGCAGUAGUCCUGCCAGCCUGCACCAUGUCCCCAUUUCUACAGACAUUCCCUCUAACGCAUGACGGCCCCAGUGGAAAUGCAUCUUUGUUUACUGAUCUUUAUGGAAGUGGACAUUGUCUUAAGUUGGUUGGAGAAUUGAAUUGUUGUGCACAGUUCACAUCUCAGUACGUUUUCAGUUAUCUUUAUCUGUCUUCAGAAAUGUUGGUGUUGACACAUCUGCUGGCCAUCUUGACUGGUCCUUCUGAAAGCAGCUUGAUAUUCUAUUAAACAAACAGUACAUCACCAUCAUCUAAUAUGCAGUGUGUCCAUGAUGAAUUGCUUUCCUGAUUGCAUUUUAUUGAUUGGAAAUAUCCUCCUUUUUAACGCUCGUCAAGACUUAAACGCUAAACACGUAUGAACAGACAUUUAGAAUAACAAAUUGCGUCAUAUCAAAGUUCUUUGGUGUGAUAUUUUGCUCUGCAGCCCUUUACGUAUGGAACUCUUAGGGGCUAAAAUGUACAAUGUUCCAUGAGUGACAUCUUUGCUACAUCAUCUUGGGCUAAUGUGUUUGGUGGGCUGUUGUGCUAUAAACCUCAAAGGAGUCAGUAAAGGUGCUGAAAUGAA